Molecule: messenger RNA, 7056 nt
Organism: Passer montanus (Eurasian tree sparrow)
Lineage: Eukaryota; Metazoa; Chordata; Aves; Passeriformes; Passeridae
Gene: SAPCD2
Product: suppressor APC domain containing 2
Source: RefSeq, a predicted model, not a curated record
AUGGCCGGAGCACCUUCCCGCCGCCAGCCAAUGGGAGCGCGGCACUCCCGGCCGCCAGCCAAUAGGCGCGGGGGGCGGGGACUGGGAGUAACGCUCGGAGCGGCGGCGAUGGCCCCGGAGCGCGGUGGCCGCCCGCUCCCCGCCGGUACCGAGGGUCUUCCCCGGGUUUUCCUGCAGAGCCUGCGGACUCUUUUCGAUAUCCUGGAUGACCGGCGGCGGGGCUACGUGCACCUACGGGAGAUCGAGUCGCGCUGGCGGGGAGCGGAAGCCCAGGAGCUGCCCGCCGGGGUGAUGGAGGGGUUGCGGCAGGCGGCGCCGGCCAGCGGGUACCUCACCUUCGAGAGGUUCGUACUGGGGCUGCGGGCGGCACUGCCUGGGACUGAGCCGCCGGUGGAGGGUGGCGGCGGCGGACGGCGGAGCGCGGAGAAACCGCCAAGCCCUCGCUGUUCCGAGGAGCGGCGGGGAAAGAGCACCGGACAGCGGGAACCGGGGCACGGCCAGCCCCGAGGCCGCGAUGGUGAUGCUAAGUCUGCUGGGAAGCCCCAGGGAGACAGUGACCACCCAGGGGCUGGGGACACUCGGAGGCAUCAGAGAGGCCGUGCAGAACACCGGAGACACACCAUCACCAAUGGCGUGGACUUCAGCAUGCUGAAGUACAUGAAGGAGCUGGAAGUGGAGAAGGAUUUCCUGUUGCAGGGCCUGGAACUUAUAGACCGGGCUCGAGAGUGGUACCACCAGCACAUCCAGCUCAUGCAGGAGCACCAGCGGCUCCUGGGGAAGAGGAGAACCAGUGCUGAUUUCCCUGAAGGUGGCCAGAGCCAUCUGGGGCGCCUGGUCCCCAAGCUGCAGGAGGUGAACCGCUGCCUGGCUGACCUUCUUUCCACUGCCAGCAAGACAGCAAACCCCUCCUCAGCACUGAGCAGGCUGGUCCCUGUGACAUCCCCAGCCUCCACAGGCUCCCAGCAAGCCAUCAACAUGCUGAAGGAGCAGAAUCGGCUUCUCACCAAGGAGGUGUCUGACAAGAGCGAGCGCAUCACCCAGUUGGAGCAGGAGAAAUCUGCCCUGAUCAAGCAGCUCUUUGAGGCUCGUGCCCACAACAACCAUGAGAUGAGCCAGCUGGAUUCCACCUUCAUCUAGCACAUGCCUCCCCUGCCCCAUCCCCAAACUUACCUGGGGGAUUUCCAGGGACUCUGGCCCCAAACUCAUCACACCUGCUGCUCCAGGUGUUGUGUCUCCAGGUCUGGGGCUGCUGGUGGCAUCUCUGUGCAAGGAAGCCAGGACCGCUCCUGGGGAGCAUCCCUGCCCUGUUGAUGGCUUAUCAGCCAUGCUGCUCUCAAGCUGCUCCUUUCCUGUCUCUAAGUGGGCUGCAGGAUGCUGUCCCCAGCCCUGUGACCCCCAGCAUGCAGGAGACAUGGCUGCUGUCUGUGCUGCCCAUGUGGGGUCAGCUACUGUGCCCUUGCUGACUUAGGCUGGAUUUUGGGUGCUCUUGGGGAAAAGUGAUGUAUCUUCGACAUUCUAGCCAGCAUCUCUAGAAGGAGAUGGCCUGGCCCUUAGAGGGUGCUGGCUCCUGCUUGUCUUGCUGUUGGAAGACAAGAUUGGAAAUCCCAGGAGGCAUUCCUGGCCCCUCUCUGCUGCCCAUGUUCUGCCUGCCAGAGGCAUUGUCCAGCCCUGCAGUGCUCAGACUGGUGGUCCUCAUGGCAACCACUCUCAUGUUUGUGGUAGUGAUACUAUACUUGCUAUUUACAUGUCUGUAGGCUCCUAUAGGGAAUGAGCCAUAGAGCCAACCAAGGUAGCCUACACCUCUGAGCUGCUUUUUUGAGCUCUUGGGAAGUUGAGACAGACACCUCCCUGUUUACUUGACCUGACCUGGCAAUUACUUCCUGAUGUCUGCCAGGAUUAGAUUAUUUUCAUGAUGACUGUGAAAGCAGAAGUGGUGUUCCACAGCCUGAGGAUGCUCACAUCAGCCUGACCUCACAGAGGGUCUUUAGAACUUGGCUUUGUAUUUAACUGAGUGUGGGACAGAGCAGAGGCUGACAGGCUCUUCCCUGUGCACAUCUACACAUGCAGAAAUGGCAGCUCUGCCUGACAUGGUUGUGGAGGCUUCUGUCAGGGAUGACAUCCUGACUGUGAGCUGCACUCCUCUGCAGGUGUCUUGAGCGGUGGUGGUGGUUCAAGAUGGGUCCUAUUAGAUGGUUCAUCUCAGGGCUCCUCCUGCUUCCCACCCAGCUCAGUGGUGAUGCUUGGGCUGAAUGACUGUGGCUUGGUACUUGGUAUCCAUGGUGCUUUCUCUGGAGAUCCCAUUUAGCUCAGCCUGGCCCUCUGUAUCCCCAAGGUCAGGACCUUCCUCUCUGGCAUUGUUUCAUGUCUGACUCUCCAGGCAUGGUGCUGUGGCACUGAGCUGAGCUGGGCAGAAGGUGCUGGUUCUGCCCUGAGCUGACACAUGCAGGCCAAUUCUGUUCUCACUUCUGUUCUUAUCUGUCAGAACUCUGUCCCAUCCAGCUGUUCUGUUUGAGACUGAUCCCAAGCUGAAGCUUACUGCAAGGCAUGAAUCCCUACUCUGCCCUGUGCCUGCAGCUGGAGUGGGGAUCACCAGGGAGAUGGUGGAGGAGGAGCAGCAAUGCCAUGGCUAGUCAUGUCCCCUGUCUGCAGGAGUUGGCUGUUAGUUGUCCCCCAGGCAUCAGUGCCUGCCAUCCUUUUUGUGAUGCCUUCUCUAGUGUCCAGUGCCUGUUUUGCCUGAGGUUAAUUAGAACUGACCCUUUUUUAUGAGGGUUACCUGUCUGUAGGGAUAAUAAAGUGGGGUGACCUAUUUAAUUUAUCCUCCUGUCUCUCCCUAAAUCACCCCAUAUACUGCUGCUGGCCCUGAAGUCCCUGACUGUCCUGUCUCUGAGAAUGCAGGGAGAGCUGAAGCUGCAAUCUGGUGAAGUGAGCAAACAAGGAGCCCAGGGGUCUCUGCACCUGGAUAUGUUUCCAUGUCCUUUCCCAUCACCUCUGGUCCUCUCAGGGACUGGGAAUACCCUGUCCCCUGCUGUGGGGCAGGGUCUUGAAGCCACCUGCACCCCUUCUGAGUGCUGUAGCCUCAUCUGUCUACUCCUCCAGAAGCUGUGCUUGGGGCUCACACUGCUCAGGCAGUGCUGGUGCAAUUCACAACCUCUUAUUUGCUUUCAAGUACCCUUUCUCAGAGCUGCCCCACAGUGGUGGCAGCAAUGGCUGGUGCUCUGCAGUGACUCCUUCCCACAGGGUCAGCCACAGGGGCCCUCAGUGGCAUGGCAUGUGUGGCACGUGUCCCUCUGACCUGUGCUGAGAUGGCAACUCGCACAGGGUGGACCUGAGGCUCUGCACUGAUUGGGGAACCCUCCUUUCCCAGGCUGUGGGGUGAACCCUGCAUCCUGCAGAGGCUGAGCCUCCCCUGCGAGGAGCAGAGCCAAGAGGGAGACCCCAGUCCACUUACUGGCAGCUGGCAAGGGAAUGUCUGCCAUGGCAUCUUCCAGGUGCUGCUUAGGACAGCCACUAGUUCCAGCUGGGCAGGAAGAGGAUUGGUAAUUGCCCUUGGUUCCCAUUUCAUGUCUUUGCUUGGGUGUGGAGCCCAUGAGGGCUUCCAAAGAAAAAGAGAGUCGUGGUUCCCUUGGCAGACUGCUUCAGGGCAGCUUUCCCCUUCCCCCUCCCUGCCUGUGGCCGCAGCCCAGGGGGGUUGUCCCAGUCCUGGCCAGCAGCACUGGCCCCCACCCCACUUUCUGUGAGCCUGCAGCAGGUUGUGGGGUAGCCCUGGCAGUACCACAGCCCACUGGGACCAAGUUUCCCCUGGGAACUGCAGAAUUCACCUCAAGCUGUCACUCUGGCCUGACCACACUUUCUAGGUCCCUGGUGGGCUUGACCCUCCCACAGCCCCAACUCCUGUGCCCACUUUGGCACCCUUAACUGUGGGGGCUGGCUCAGGAGCCAUGAGACCUGCAUUUGGGGCCAGGUCUGUAAGUGAUGUGUAUGCUGGGACAUGUGGGUGAGCAUGUUCCAUUCUCUUCAGGCUUUUUCCUGCUGGAACUGGAUUUGCAUAGAUCUGUGGCACCUCCAGGGCUCUGAUAACUGUUGGAACCCACUGUGUGAAGCUGUGGUUACACUGGGAACAGCUGGAGCAGGGCUUUGCUAUCCCGAGCCAGGACAGUUCCUGCCAACCCACCUCACCUCCCCACAGCCCUCCAUGCUGCAGGUUAUCACGGACAGGUGCAACACCGUGGGGUCAACAUGCCUGUCCCUGGGCAUUUGAGGUGGGUGCCAGGGUGACAUUGCAUGAGGGGUUCCCCAGAGCCCUGUCUGAGCAGAGUGAGCCCUCUCCUGAGCUCAGUCUGGAGGUGUACUUGGCCCCUGGGCUGCCCAGGGAUACAGGAUCUCAUCUUCUGAGUCCUCAGCUGUGCAGUUUGGGAAGGAUCCAGUCACCCAAGUUUAUGUAUUCAUACUUUCUCUCCUCUCCUGCCCAGCUACAUGCCCUUUACGUGUCCUCUGAGCCUGGGCUCCAUGCCCCUUCAGAGAGAGGCUGCUGUCCUAGCAGAGCGAUUAUCCUACACUUCAGCAGGAGCAGCUGCAUCUUGGGCCCCUGACCUGAACAUUCUGAGUCUUUUUUGCUUUUCUUCCCUGCCAUAUGGUCAGCAGUGCUGGGCCACCAGUCUCUGCUGGCCUGGUUCUGCAGCCCUCCUGCUCUGCACCUCUUGGCCUUGCUGUUGUCAGUGCAACUCACUGGGAUGCAAACUGAGCAUGUGAAGACUGGAAAGCCCUGGGUCCUGGGGAUGGUUCUCAUUGGGAUGGGGAGUUGGGCCAUCCAGGCCUGACCGGAAUAAGGAGGUGCCUGUGGCAUCUCAGACCUUCAAGCAGGUGCUGAUCUCCCUGUGAUUCCUCCCUUAGAGUGUUCUCCCAUCCCAGACCAUCCCUGUGCUGUGCUGCUGCAGCCCUGCCUGUAUCCUGGGCUCUUGCUUUUAUCCCAGGUUCCAGAAUGCCAACUCUAUUCUCCUCUUGGCAGGUACAAACUGCCUUCUGCUUUAGGUGCUACCCAGUGCUCCCCGUUCCCCCUCCCCGCUGUGGCUGACAUUUGCAGCUCCAUGAGCAAAGGCCCACGCCCAGGUGGAAUGGAGAGGGUCUGCCCUCCCCACUGCAGGGUAUGUUGGAGGCUGAGCCUCUGCUCACCAGCAUGGUUCAUUUCUGGGGGGGUUCAUUUCCCAUCCCGAGGGGAUCGAGCACAGCAUCCAGGCUCUGCUUCAGUGUCCCAUGAGAUCUCUGCCAGAGCCAAUGACUCGCCGUGGCUGUGAUCCCAGCCUGGCGUGGGCGUUCACCUCUGCCUGCACAGCCACUGCACUGUUCCAAGGUACAGCUGAUUGAAGGCAGAUGCUCCCUCCAGGAGACCCAUGUGAUGGGGAAGAGUGAGGCUCCCAGAAUCCCUGCUUUGCUCUGCAGCUGCGUACCACAGGGACAGUGACUUCAACUUCCCCGCAUUGCAAGGAGGCAGCAGCACAUGGCAGAUAGCCAGCCCUGGAAAAGCAGUUGUCAGGGAACGGAGCAGGGGCUGAGGUCAUGGCAAACACCCUGGAAGACCACAUGUGUGGGUUUCCUUAGAGCCAAAGCGUCCCUUUGUGGGACACCUGUGUGGCAGUGGGUGCAGACAGUGGGUAGAGGUGACCCCAUCCUGCUGUGCCACUGGGACACCUCUGGUUGCUCCUCCCGGAUCAUGCUCUGGGUGGGAACAGGCAAUUGGAGGGACAGGGCCUGCACUAGGUCUGGGCUGCAGUCACAUCCCAGGGAGCCAUCAAAACCCACUCAUGUAAAAAGACCCUUUGACUGCCCUCCUCAGCUGUAGACGAGGGCUGGGCACAUGAACCACUGAAUCAGAGAAUCAGAAUCUCAGAUGGUUUUGAGUUGGAAGGGAUGUUUAAAGACCUUUUUGUUCCACACCUUCCCAUGGGCAGGGACACCUUCUACUAUCCCAAGCUGCUCCAAGACCUGUCCAGCCUGUCCUUGAACAAUACCAGAGUGGAGCAGCCACAGCUGCUCUGGGCAACUUGUGCCAGGGCCUCACCACCCUCACAGGGAAGGAUUUCUCUCUAAUACACUAACCCUUGAGGCAAUUCACCCUUGUGCUGUGACUCCAGGCCUUUGUCCAAAGCCCCUGUCCUGCUCUUUUGGGAUGUCCUUAGGCACAAAAAGAGGCUCUAACAUCUCCCUGAAGCCUUCUCUUCUCUAGACUGAGACAACCUAACUUAUGCAACCUUUCCUCAGGAGAAAUGCUUCAUCCCUCUUAAUCAUUUUUGUGGCUCUCCUCCACGGACCAGCACAUCCCCAAAGCAGAAAGCCUGGACUAUUCCAAGGCACAAACAGCCCAGCACUUCACUGCCCUGUUUUGCUGCUGUCUGGCCCCCUGGAUACGAGGCAGGGGUGACAUGACUCCCACUACUUUGCCCUGUGGCUGGAUCCAGGGGACAGCACUGGGAGUAGCAAGUCCUUCUGCUCUGGAGCCUCACCUGGACAUGUGCCCUCCUUUUACCACCAAAACUUUCCUGCUUUGGGUCUAAGAGAACCCACAAAUGGGUCAUGGGCAGCCAGGGACAACCCAUCCUCAGGCAGCUCCAGGCAAGCAGGUUUAGUUUAUUUUGGCUGCUGAAAACAACUGCCCAUGAAGGAUAUCUGUGAGUGUCUGCAAGCCCAAGAAGACAGGAGACAUGUCCUCUGGCCCUUUUCCUUGGGGGUAAAAACAAAAAUUCAAUUUUUAUUAUCUAAAUUAUGACAUCUUCCUGUCAAGAACCUGAGGGCAGGCAGGGCCACCUGCACUGCUAGCCCUGGGCAUCCUGCAGCUGCUGUGGGCCAAGGUCACAACCACAUCCAUGUUUUUAUGCCCACAGAUGGGGACCCACAGGGCAGAGUGACACAGCAGUGACAGCCCAGCACAAGCAGGAUGCCCUAGCCCCAGGUCCCCCAGGUAUGGCCUCUUUGCUGAAGAUCAGUGCUUCCAUGUGGUGCUGCUCAAAGCAGGAAAGAAACAGUCUUUUGUCCUGUUAAUUAAAUCAAGAAACCUGAAAGACA